Messenger RNA from Anastrepha obliqua, 5763 nucleotides. RefSeq names its product serine/threonine-protein phosphatase 6 regulatory ankyrin repeat subunit A (gene nompC). Gene Ontology annotation, molecular function: protein binding; calcium channel activity. NCBI's taxonomy places the organism in Eukaryota, Metazoa, Arthropoda, Insecta, Diptera, Tephritidae. The coding region runs from base 1 to 5334 and encodes 1777 amino acids. Gene Ontology annotation, biological process: GPI anchor biosynthetic process; calcium ion transmembrane transport. The record is from RefSeq and is a predicted model, not a curated record. The transcript is spliced from 17 exons. Gene Ontology annotation, cellular component: glycosylphosphatidylinositol-N-acetylglucosaminyltransferase (GPI-GnT) complex; membrane.
AUGUCGCAACCGGGGAAACGCGGCGGGCGUGGCGGCGCCGGCGGUGGCAUUGGACGCCGUACGCCCUCGAACGUUGCUGGCGCAAUCGGUGCCAACACACCUGAUGAAUCGAAUGCGGCCAGUGAACGCGCCACGCCAGCCAGUAAGGCCGACUCAGAUCAGAAGGACGACAGUUCCAGUAAUGGCGAUAAGAAAGAGGUGGACAGCUUUGUGACACCGAAGCCACCAAGCGCUGGCGCUUCCAUCCGUGACACCUCAAAUAAGAUACUCGCAUUGGCGAUGAAAAGCGAAUGGACGCCGAUCGAACAGGAGCUAAAGAAACUGGAGAAAUAUGUAGCGAAUUCGGGUGAGGAUGGCAAUCACAUACCGUUGGCGGGCAUACACGACCCGAACACCGGCAUGACUCCGCUAAUGUACGCCACCAAGGACAAUAAAACUUCCAUUAUGGAUCGAAUGAUUGAGUUGGGCGCAGAUGUCGGAGCACGAAAUAAUGACAAUUACAAUGUGUUGCAUAUCGCGUCGAUGUACUCACGUGAGGAUGUCGUCAAGCUGUUGCUGAAUAAACGUGGAGUGGAUCCGUACUCCACGGGUGGCUCUCGCACACAAACUGCCGUGCAUUUGGUCUCAAGUCGGCAAACGGGAACGGCAACGAAUAUUUUGCGAGCUUUAUUGGCAGCGGCUGGGAAAGAAAUUCGACUGAAAGUAGACGGUAGAGGUAAAAUUCCACUGCUGCUUGCAGUAGAAUCUGGUAAUCAGUCUAUGGUUAGAGAGCUGCUUUCAGCUCAAACGUCGGACCAACUGAAGGCAACAACGGCUAAUGGAGACACGGCCCUGCAUUUGGCCGCCAGACGACGGGAUGUCGAUAUGGUACGCAUACUGGUCGAUUACGGCACCAAUGUCGACACCCAAAAUGGCGAGGGUCAAACGCCAUUGCAUAUAGCGGCCGCCGAAGGUGACGAGGCGUUACUCAAGUACUUCUAUGGCGUGCGCGCUUCCGCGUCCAUUGCGGACAAUCAAGAUCGUACACCGAUGCAUUUAGCAGCUGAGAAUGGCCAUGCGCACAUCAUUGAAAUUUUGGCGGACAAAUUCAAGGCGAGCAUCUUCGAACGCACAAAGGAUGGCAGCACGCUGAUGCAUAUCGCCUCGCUGAAUGGCCAUGCUGAGUGCGCGACGAUGCUCUUCAAGAAGGGCGUCUAUCUACAUAUGCCAAAUAAGAAUGGCGCGCGCAGCAUUCACACCGCGGCCGCUUAUGGUCACACCGGCAUCAUCAAUACGCUCUUGCAGAAAGGCGAGAAGGUCGAUGUGACGACGAAUGAGAACUACACCGCACUCCAUAUCGCCGUGGAGUCUGCGAAGCCGGCCGUCGUCGAAACAUUGCUUGGCUUUGGCGCUGAUGUCCAUGUCCGUGGCGGCGCGAUUCACGAAACGCCCCUGCAUAUUGCCGCACGAGUUAAGGAUGGCGAUCGUUGCGCCUUAAUGCUCCUUAAGUCCGGAGCUAGUCCCAAUUUAACUACCGAUGAUGGCCUGACGCCGGUGCAUGUGGCCGCGCGAAACGGUAAUCUGGCAACGCUGAUACAACUCCUCGAAGACGGCGGCGAUCCGCUAUACAAAUCCAAUACCGGCGAAACUUCGCUGCAUAUGGCCUGCCGUUCAUGCCACCCGGAAAUCGUGCGCCAUCUCAUUGAGAUGGUCAAGGAGAAGCAUGGCCCCGACAAGGCUACCACCUACAUUAAUUCAGUCAACGAUGAUGGCGCCACCGCACUACACUACACAUGCCAAAUCACCAAGGAAGAGGUGAAGAUUCCCGAGUCCGAUAAGGAAAUUGUCCGCAUGCUAUUAGAGAAUGGCGCUGAUGUGACGCUGCAAACGAAAACUGUGCUAGAGACUGCUUUUCAUUAUUGUGCCGUGGCUGGCAACAAUGACGUCCUCAUGGAGAUGAUCGCACACAUGAAUCCCACAGAUAUCCAGAAAGCCAUGAACCGACAGACGUCGGUGGGCUGGACGCCGUUGCUUAUCGCCUGUCACCGCGGGCACAUGGAGCUGGUCAACAACCUUUUAGCGAAUCAUGCCAGAGUGGAUGUGUUCGACACUGAGGGCCGAUCCGCUCUCCAUUUGGCUGCCGAACGAGGGUAUCUGCACGUCUGCGACGCGCUGCUCACCAACAAGGCAUUUAUCAAUUCGAAAUCGCGAGUCGGUCGUACGGCGCUACAUUUGGCUGCGAUGAAUGGCUUCACGCAUCUGGUGAAGUUUCUCAUCAAGGAUCAUAAUGCUGUUAUCGAUAUAUUGACACUGCGUAAGCAAACGCCUCUCCAUCUAGCCGCGGCUAGUGGACAGAUGGAGGUAUGUCAGCUUCUGCUCGAGCUUGGAGCUAACAUAGACGCGACCGAUGAUUUGGGCCAGAAGCCCAUACAUGUCGCCGCGCAGAACAACUACUCUGAAGUGGCCAAAUUAUUUCUGCAACAACAUCCGUCGCUGGUGAAUGCCACCAGCAAGGAUGGCAACACCUGCGCGCAUAUCGCUGCCAUGCAGGGUUCGGUGAAAGUGAUCGAGGAGCUAAUGAAGUUCGAUCGUUCUGGCGUGAUCUCGGCUAGAAACAAAUUGACUGAUGCCACACCGCUACAGCUGGCGGCCGAGGGUGGACAUGCGGACGUGGUGAAGGCGUUGGUACGUGCGGGCGCCUCAUGCACGGACGAGAACAAAGCCGGCUUCACAGCGGUGCAUUUAGCGGCACAGAACGGGCAUGGCCAGGUAUUGGAUGCGUUGAAAAGUACCAACUCUUUGAGGAUAACCAGCAAGAAAUUGGGACUGACGCCGUUGCAUGUGGCAGCCUACUACGGACAAGCGGACACUGUGCGCGAGCUACUGACGAGCGUGCCGGCGACGGUGAAAUCCGAACCACCGACAGGUCAAAGUCUGUUUGGUGAAUUGGGCGCAGAAUCGGGCAUGACACCGUUACACUUAGCAGCGUUCUCAGGCAACGAAAAUGUUGUGCGAUUACUUUUGAACUCGGCGGGAGUGCAAGUGGAAGCGGCAACGACAGAGAACGGCUACAAUCCACUCCAUUUGGCUUGCUUCGGUGGUCACAUGUCAGUGGUUGGCUUGCUUCUGAGUCGCUCAGCAGAACUGCUCCAAUCGACGGAUCGUCAUGGCAGGACGGGUUUACACAUCGCCGCCAUGCACGGCCACAUACAGAUGGUGGAGAUUCUGUUGGGUCAGGGCGCAGAAAUAAAUGCCACCGACAAAAACGGUUGGACAUCACUGCAUUGUGCUGCCAAAGCCGGCCACUUGGAAGUUGUGAAGUUGCUAUGCGAGGCCGGUGCUUCACCCAAGUCGGAGACGAACUACGGCUGUGCGGCGAUAUGGUUCGCCGCCUCCGAAGGCCACAACGACGUGCUGCGGUAUCUGAUGAACAAAGAACACGACACCUAUAGUCUGAUGGAGGAUAAACGGUUUGUGUACAACUUGAUGGUAGUCUCGAAAAACCACAACAACAAACCCAUACAGGAAUUCGUGCUCGUAUCGCCGGCUCCAGUAGAUACCGCAGCCAAACUGUCAAAUAUCUACAUAAACUUAUCGACAAAGGAAAAAGAACGCGCCAAAGAUUUAGUGGCUGCUGGCAAACAGUGCGAGGCCAUGGCUACCGAGCUGCUCGCACUAGCUGCAGGCUCCGAUUCGGCUGGAAAAAUACUGCAAGCCACCGAUCGCAGAAAUGUCGAGUUCCUCGACGUGCUUAUUGAAAAUGAACAAAAGGAAGUCAUUGCGCACACCGUAGUCCAACGCUAUCUGCAGGAACUCUGGCGCGGCUCACUUACCUGGGCCUCCUGGAAAAUACUACUCCUCCUAGUCGCCUUUAUUGUAUGCCCGCCCGUCUGGAUCGGUUUCACCUUUCCAAUGGGCCAUAAAUUCAACAAAGUGCCCAUUAUCAAAUUCAUGUCCUAUCUCACUUCACACAUCUAUCUGAUGAUCCACCUAAGCAUCGUGGGCAUUACGCCCAUCUAUCCAGUGCUACGGCUAAGUUUGGUCCCCUACUGGUACGAAAUUGGACUGCUCAUUUGGUUGAGUGGUUUACUUUUGUUCGAGCUGACAAAUCCAUCUGACAAGUCUGGAUUGGGAUCGAUUAAACUGUUGGUGCUACUUCUGGGCAUGGCCGGCGUGGGCGUGCAUGUGGCUGCGUUCGUCUUCGUCUCUAAAUUGUACUGGCCGACACUGAUCUACUGCCGCAAUCAGUGUUUCGCAUUGGCCUUUCUACUCGCCUGCGUGCAAAUACUGGACUUUCUCUCAUUUCAUCACCUCUUCGGACCAUGGGCCAUUAUCAUCGGCGAUCUACUCAAGGAUCUGGCGCGCUUUUUGGCGGUGCUGGCGAUUUUCGUGUUCGGUUUCUCCAUGCAUAUCGUGGCAUUGAACCAGUCGUUUGCGAAUUUGAAGCCAGAGGAUUUGCGAGGAUUCGAAAAGCGUAACCGCAACCGGGGCUACUUCAGUGACGAUGACAUGCCAACACCACGUCCUCCCCCCAGCUCCGCCGAGCGUUAUAUCGAUAGUCGAAGCUUAUCUAGCGAGUUUCGACGCAAGCAUAAAAAUGAUCUGCGCAUGCAUCCGAUUACCUCCUUUGAAUUACUCUUCUUCGCCGUAUUCGGUCAGACGACAACCGAACAAACGCAAGUAGACAAAAUACAAAACGUGGCCGAGCCCACUCAGCCGUACUGGGUGGAGUAUCUGUUCAAAAUAGUCUUCGGCAUUUACAUGUUGGUGUCGGUGGUUGUGCUGAUCAACCUGUUGAUUGCUAUGAUGUCUGACACCUACCAGCGGAUCCAGGCUCAAUCGGAUAUUGAAUGGAAAUUCGGACUGUCCAAGCUUAUACGCAAUAUGCAUCGCACCACAACUGCGCCAUCUCCGCUUAAUUUAGUUACCACGUGGUUUAUAUGGAUCGUCGAGAAGGUCAAGGCUCGUAUGAAGAAAAAGAAGCGUCCAAGUCUGGUUCAGAUGAUGGGAAUACGUCAGGCCAGCCCGCGCACAAAGGCUGGUGCCAAGUGGUUAUCGAAAAUCAAGAAAGACUCGGUGGCUUUGUCCGUCGUACACCUUUCACCGCUUGGAUCGCAGACGAGUUUCACCGCUGCCAAUCAGAACCGGAUUGAAAAUGUGGCCGAUUGGGAGGCGAUUGCUAAAAAAUAUCGUGCGCUUGUCGGUGACGAGGAGGGCGGAUCGAUUAAGGAUUCCGAAGCAGAGAGCGGCUCCGUCGAAGGUAGCGGUGGCGGUACGGGUGCGCCACCGCCGCCGGCACAGGUGGGAAAUAAUGUUGCAGCAGCGCAACCACAAGAACAAUUGUUGCACGUGUAGAGAGAGCUAUUUCCUCAUUUAGAGAAUAGAAAAAGCUUUUAUCAUUUAAACAACUGCAUUCAUUGAGCGUUUGAAGCACAUCCCAUGGCUACAUUUCCAUCGAGUAGAACGUUGAGCCACACAAGCUUACGAAAGUCACUAGCAAACUAAUCAUAAAUUAUAUUUCAGGUUUAAGUCAACAAGAAAAUAUAGUUGUAACUAACUGUUUUAAGAAGGAAUGGGUUUUAGUGUUAAUCAAAAAAAUUUAACAAUAAGUUUUAGAUAGAAAAAAGUAAAUCAAAUAAUAGAGAAAUUUAAUUGUAGUUAAAAGCCUUAAACACUUCCUAAUUCGUCUACCUUAGAUAGAAUAUGCAAAUAAAGUGUCACAAAAAAACUUUAUUGCCGUUAUGAAAUUCUAAAAAACUACACAAACUGUAAAUUAAUUGUAUG